Molecule: messenger RNA, 2513 nt
Organism: Maniola jurtina (meadow brown)
Lineage: Eukaryota; Metazoa; Arthropoda; Insecta; Lepidoptera; Nymphalidae
Gene: Exo70
Product: exocyst complex component 7
Exons: 17
Coding region: 157-2208 (683 amino acids)
Biological process (GO): exocytosis
Cellular component (GO): exocyst
Molecular function (GO): phosphatidylinositol-4,5-bisphosphate binding
Source: RefSeq, a predicted model, not a curated record
UGUCAAUGUCACAACAAAAAUAAAUUAGUGGUCACUGGUCGGUGUAAAUUAGUAAACAGUGGUUUUACUUUUCUACUAAAAUCGUUUUAUUGAGUAACUAUAAUUUAAACAAAGUGGUCAAGUGUUAAGGAAAAUAAGAAUCGUUUAACAGCCAAAAUGUACGCAGUGGAGAAAAAAUUUGAAAUCGAAAUGAAGUUGAAAAGAGAGAUGACAAACAUGCAAGAGUUAAAAGCGGCUGCCAAGCGCAGUUCCGCUCUGGCCAGCGAUGUGUGCAAUGUGCUGGGUGCCUGCGAGCAGCGGCUGCAGCAGCUGGAGACAGCCGUGCUGCCUCUGUACGGAGACACUGCUCGCUUGCAGCAGAUCCAUCAUAAUAUGGAGCGUACAGUGACAGCUCUGGAUCAUGUAAUUAACUACUACAUGGUGUCCAGAGAGUUGUCUGACCUCAUACAAGCAGGACCACACACUGGCUCCACUGAGUCACUGAAUAUGUAUUUAGAGGCACUUGAUAAAUUAGCAGAAGCUCAAAAUUAUUUCAACAAAAACAACCCACAGAGUGUUGAAUUAGAAAAUAUUAACCAACUAUACAAUGCUGGAGUUUUAAAACUAGAGAGUGCAUUUGAGGAGCUUCUCAAUCGUAACACGAGACCUCUGUCUCCCACUGCCCUUAUGGAUAUGAUUGCUUUGGAGGAAGACUCGAGCGUGGACAGUGUGAGCGUGAGCGGCAGCAACUCCACGUCCAGCACGUCGGUGGAGGCCAUGCGAGCGGCGGCGGCGUGGCUGAGUGCGGCCGGCCGCCCGCCCGCCGCGCCGCUCAUGGCCAUACGCGGCCCGGCCGCGCUCAACUCGCUCACUGCGUUCAAGGACUUCCUGCGCUCACGCUCCAUGGCCGCCUCUCCGCUGAUGAGAGCGAAAAACAUGCUACACCGGACGGACAGUACACAGCGCAGAACUAGCAAAAUACAGAAAGUGUUGGAGAAGCGCGCUAUCAACAUAAUGAUGAAGGCGUCGCAGACUCUGGAGCAGUCCACGGGGCUGGCCAUCGGCCCCCGGCGAUCCGCCAACGAUUCUUACUCAGAGGAGUGUACCGACGCGGUGGAUGAGCGCGAGGCGGAGGCGUGCGGCAGCCUCGCCGCGGCCGUGUGUCGCCUCGCGCGGCGCGAGCAGAGACACGCGCUCGGCCUCGUGCCUCUGCCUCGCUUGCCGGCCCUACUGUCUGCCAUUAUGAAAGACUGUCUCAACUUGUUGGCGUCGGAAGUGGAGCGUGUGUGUGCGCGCAGCAGAAAAGCAGCGUCACGAUGCAGCGCGGGCGCAGCGGCUUGCUGGUCGCUUGCAGCGCGGUUGCAGCGAUUGCAGCCAGACUUGCAACGAGCUCUUCACCCAGCAUCACCUGCACCUUAUGCCGCUCUACUGAACACUUGUCAACAUCAUUGUGUGCGGUCGCUGGAGGAGUGGGUGGAAGGAGUGAGGAACGACAGCGCGGCCGGGGCGGUGGACGGCACGGUGCACCAACUCGCGGCCGCCGCGCUGGCUUACUGUCAUGCCCUCGCCGCUCAUAUACAGAUCAUAGGUCCCGCGCUGGCCACCGAAGCCUCGUAUGCGCGCGCAGCGUCACAGAUAACUGGUGUGCAGGACAGAAACGCUUUGAUGCUGUCAUUGUACAUGCGCAAAGUGCUGGCCCAGUUAAAUUUGUCGUUGAGAAAUAAAAGUGAACAGUACCCGGAUGCACUGAAAGCAAUAUUUCUUCUCAACAAUACGCUGUACUUGCUUCAGGGUCUACAGCGCAGCGGCUUACUGGAUGUGCUAAUGUUGGCCGAGCCCGAGUGUGAAGCGAGCUAUCGGGACAUGAUACAGGACUAUAAGAACGCGUAUGUGCAGAGCUGGAACAAGUUGCUGUCUCACUUAUCAUUGGAUGAACCUCUGCCCGCUAAACUACGGGACAAGGAUCGACAGAUGUUGAAAGAUAAAUUUUCGAGUUUCAACCGCGAGUGGGAGGAGAUCACGCGCGCGCAGCGCAGCUACAGCGUGCCCGACGCCGAGCUGCGCGAGGCGCUGAAGCGAGACAACAAGCAGGCCAUCCUGCCGCCUUACACCACCAUGCACGAGAGAGCGCUGGCCACGCCCUUCGCCAAGCAUCCCGACAAAUACGUCAAGUACACCCCGCUACAGAUCGCUGCUCAAUUGGAUGGGUAUUUUGAUGAAGCUGCCUAAAGUAAUGGACACUGGAUUACGCUUUACAGUAACCAGCAGGAAAUAUUGAACAUUGACCUUUAGAAAGGGAUUUCGGCAAAGCGUUGUCUCUGUCACUCAUACCUAUCUGACGUUUUGUCCGUCUCAACGACGUUCUUUCUAAAGAUCGAUGUACAAUAUUUCCUGCAGAGUACUAUUCAUAUAAUUAUAGAUGAAAAUAUUUAUUGUCACUAGUUAUUCUUUAAAUUAUAGUCAUUCUACUAUAUAAGGUGCUUAUCAAGUAUUAUAAUACAAAUGUUAUUAAGAAAUAAAAGACGUUUUUAUGA